AUGGUGAGGGGAAAAGUGCAGCUUGAGCUAAUACAGAACCCUAAAAAUCGUCGAGUUACUUUCUCCAAGCGUAAAGGCGGACUGUUAAAAAAGGCCAGUGAGCUUUCUAUUCUCUGCGAUGCUGAAGUCGCUCUCAUCAUUUUCUCGCCCUCGGGAAAGCUCCACGAAUUCGCCAGUUCCAGUAUGAAUAGAAUAUUGAGGAAUUAUGCAACAUCUUGCUGCUUGAUGGGACAACAAACACAAUCAUCACAAAAUAAAGAGAAAAUACCUAUGAAAGUGGAGAGCUUACAAAAAUGCGUAAGGAAAUUAGACAAGAAGUGCAAAAAUAUGCUUGGUGAAGACUUAGAUUCGCUAAGUUUUAAAGAAUUGGAGGUUCUUGAAAGGAAAAUCAAUUCAAGUGUUAGAAAUAUACGGUCAAAAAAGGAAAAAAUGUCAUUAGAAUAUAUUGCAUUUUUAAAAGCUAAGGACCCUGCGACCCACAAUGUGGACGCAGGUUCUGCAAGCCAUAUUGUGGACGCAAGCCUUGUGGCCCACAUUGUGGACGCAGGCCCUGCAGCCCACAUUGUGGACGUAGGUCUGCGCCUGUGGCCCACACUGUGGACGCAGGUCUGCGGCCCACAUUAUGGACGCAGGCCCUGCGGCCCACUCUGUGGACGCAGGUCUGCGGCCCACAUUGUGGACACAGGCCCUGCGGCCCACAGUGUGGUCGCAGGUCUACGAACCCGCGAGGAAGGAGAAGAGGGGGGGAGCGGGGAUGGCGGUGCGAGUUGA
This is a messenger RNA of Cryptomeria japonica (Japanese cedar), 771 nucleotides long. RefSeq names its product truncated transcription factor CAULIFLOWER D-like. The transcript is spliced from 6 exons. Bases 1 to 771 code for a protein of 256 amino acids. The record is from RefSeq and is a predicted model, not a curated record. Gene Ontology annotation, biological process: positive regulation of transcription by RNA polymerase II. Gene Ontology annotation, cellular component: nucleus. NCBI's taxonomy places the organism in Eukaryota, Viridiplantae, Streptophyta, Pinopsida, Cupressales, Cupressaceae. Gene Ontology annotation, molecular function: protein dimerization activity; DNA-binding transcription factor activity, RNA polymerase II-specific; RNA polymerase II cis-regulatory region sequence-specific DNA binding.